Messenger RNA from Phytomonas sp. EM1, 764 nucleotides. The record is from the annotation of a GenBank genome assembly. Lineage: Eukaryota; Euglenozoa; Kinetoplastea; Trypanosomatida; Trypanosomatidae.
GUUGUCACAACUCACGCAAAAAGGUAAUCACAAAUUAACAAAAAAGGCGAUUAAAAAAGAAUAAAAAUAAAAAUGGACGCCGAAGAGGGUUUGAUUAUUCUCAACAAGCAGAAGCAGGCCGAACAGGCCGCCUUGGAGGCCCAGCAGGUGCACAUUCGUGUGCAGCAGCGUGCGGGGAAGAAGUCGGUGACGACCAUCCAGGGCCUCAACCCCGGGCUCAACUUCAAUCGCAUUAAUCGGGAAUUUCAGCGGCGCUGGGGCUGCAACGGAACGUUGAUUAAGACCGCGAAUGCCGGGACCGUGAUCCAGCUUCAGGGGAACUGGAGUGAGAAUAUUAAGCAGUUCCUACUCGAUGAGCACAUGGCGACGGAAACUAAUUUGAAGAUCCACUCUCUGUAAAAUGAAAUACUUCUAUAUGUAUUUUAUUUUAUCCAUAAAAUAAUAGGUUUCUCUACGUAGAAGGCAUUGGCUUUGGUACCGAGUUUUUUGGUCGUAGUCCGUGCAUGGUUGUUUAGGCGUGUAUUAGGGAAAAGUGUAUUCGAGGCUAGUUACCUUGUCUUUGGUGUUCCAAGACUAAAGUUGCUUAAAGAAUAAUGUUGUGGUACACGCUUAAUCAGUUAAUAAAUUUUGUGAAUUUAAGAUAAAUUGACCGUAUUCCAUAAUAAAAAAGUGCACAAUCACUCAAGCUGUAUUUUAUUUUGUGCCUCAGUGUGUGUAUUCAUAUUUUGUACUCCAUGUUUCACCAUGGUAACUUUUUCCAGGAA